GGGAAAUCUCCAUUUAGAUCUUGUCUGGCGACCAUAUUACUUCAUAUGUCUGUAAUGAGCGGCGCGGGAAGCUUUUCAUAAUCAGGCCCCGCGUCACGCCCCGCCAUGCUGGCCGCCAUCCCGCCGCCGCCGCCAAGUGUAAACAAGGACCUCGUGGACGACCUCAACAAGAACGUGACGAACAAGCCGCCCGUCAGCAGCGGAGGGGGGGCGGGGGACGGUGGCCCCUCCCUCACCCAGCUGGAGUCCCCCCCGCCCCCCUCCCACGCCCUGUCCCACGCCCACCACGCCACCCACCACCCGCAGGGACCGCCCACCCUCGCCAACCUGGACGCCCACGCCUCCUCCGCCCACCGACCAGGAGAGGUCUCCGGCGGUCUGGCAGGCAUGGGCGUGGGCGGGGUGGGCGUGAGCGUGAGUGUGAGCGGGGGCGGCGGUGGCGGUGACGGCGUGGACAAAUCCGUGAAGCCUAAGAGACAUCGCACCCGCUUCUCGCCCACGCAGCUGAACGAACUCGAGCGGUCCUUCACCAAGACGCACUACCCCGAUAUCUUCAUGCGGGAGGAGCUGGCGAUGAGGAUUGGCCUGACGGAGAGCCGCGUACAGGUGUGGUUCCAGAACAGACGAGCGAAGUGGAAGAAGAGGAAGAAGAGUAACUCAGUCUUCCGCUCAGCUGGGUCCCUCCUCCCCUCCCCCUCCCUCCCCCCCUUCCCUCCCAUGGGCGGCGACUCCUUCGGCUCCAUGUUCCCUUCGUCAGACACCCGCUGGACCAUGGGAGGAAUGGGCCCCAUCAACACAGGCAUGGGCACGGGCACGCUGGGCCUGACCUCGCCCCUACAGCGGCAGGGGCUCGGGCAGCUGGGGCAGGGGGGCAUGACCAUCACCCAGUCCUUCAGUCAGUCCCUGGGGCAAGGCUUCGGGCAGGGGCUGGGGCAGGGGCUGGGACAGGGGUUCGGGCAGGGGCUGGGGCUGGGGCAGGGGCAGGGACUCGGGCUGGGGCAGGGGCAGGGGCUUAGUCAGGGGUUCGGGCAGGGCUUGGGGCAGGGUUUGGGGGGGUCGACGUCCCCCCUCCCCUCUGGGCUGUCCAAUAUGGGGAGCAGCACCCCCACCUCCAUGUACCAGCCCCACUACCAGGCCUUCACCUCCCUCAACACGGCCCUCGGUGAGUACACAGGCUCUCCACUAAACUCCCCAGGGCUACCGUCUGGUCUAGGCUCCCCAGCUACUCCCCCGAACAGCGGUUCCUCCUCCCCCGCCACCCACCACCACCACCACCAGCACCACCAGCAACACCAGCAGCAGCAACAGCACCAUCAGCACCACCAGCAGCUCAGCAACCACCAACAGCAACAGCAGCAGCACCACCAACAGCAACAGCAGCAGCAACAACAACAACAGCAACAGAUUAAUUGUAGCAUGGGGGGUAUGGGGGGAGGGGGAGGGGGGGUGGGGGGCAUGGGGGUAGGGGGGGAGGACAUGUGGCGGGGGACAAGCAUCGCGCAGCUUCGCAGAAAGGCGAUUGAACACUCUAUAAGCUUUAGGUAG
Messenger RNA from Eriocheir sinensis (Chinese mitten crab), 1545 nucleotides. RefSeq names its product homeobox protein orthopedia-like. Gene Ontology annotation, biological process: regulation of DNA-templated transcription; neuron differentiation. Gene Ontology annotation, molecular function: DNA binding; DNA-binding transcription factor activity, RNA polymerase II-specific. The record is from RefSeq and is a predicted model, not a curated record. The transcript is spliced from 6 exons. Bases 106 to 1545 code for a protein of 479 amino acids. Lineage: Eukaryota; Metazoa; Arthropoda; Malacostraca; Decapoda; Varunidae.